AUGGAGGCUCGGACGAGCGGCAAAGCGCCCCCGACAGGACCGGAUGCGAUCCCUUUUCCGCCUGCAGCACAAGGGCGGUGUAGCGUCCUGCCGGGGGCCGGACAACGCACGCAUCUUCCGUCUCAGGCAGCCUCUGCGUUUGUUCAGGCUGCUGUAUCAGUAGACCAGCCGCGCGGCUCAAAGCAGAUGGUCGCCCAGUGCCUCACUCAGUCUACACAUUUGCGGGAGAUGGCUUCUCAUCUUGGGGGCGGCCGCGUUGCUUGCUCCUUCAACCAGAUGGUUGAUCAGCAGUUUACUUCAACUUGUACGAGCACGUGCUCGACAAGCGUGGCGUUUCCCCACCCCACGUCGAGCACGUCUCUCCGCGCUCUUACAGACUGCACGGAGAAACCCCUUCCAGGAGCACCGCAGCUGUACCCCCAGAGCCAACAGGGGAAAACAGUUCAGCAACUGGAAAGGCUGAUCCGUACGUGCGCGAAUACACAGAAGGGGCCUGUCCCAACAGGCGCAACGGCGCCAGUGAGCGGGACUGGCCUUCCGACCCCGACCCUUCCCUCGGGUGGUGUUCCAGGGGCCCGUCAGGGAGAAGACGCGUUACCGUCGGAGGCGUCAGACUCGCAUUUUGCUGAAUCUGACAUAAAAAGCCGAGCCAUGUUGAAGGCUAAGACGAGUAUGCCUAGUGAAACGGUCGCUCGACCGUCUCCCGACCUUGCCUGCGGGUCUCUUCAAGCUAGCGCGCCGGUUCCGGCCUUGCCUACACCACCGGAAAAUACUCUGAUCAUUUUGGACUAUGAUGACACACUUCUGCCCACCAACUGGGCCGCCGUCCAGAACCGUGUUGGCCUCAAUGAUCCGGUUCCGCCUGAGUUGCUGCCGCCACUGGCAGAACUGAGUGAGCUUGCCAUUCAAACGAUCAAUACCUGUUUAAGCAGGGCGAUGGUCGUGAUUGUCACGAACGCAAGUGUGGAAUGGGUCAACAGAUCUGGAGAGAAGUUUAUCCCUCAGGUCUUGCGACACAUUCAGACGCAGGGAAUCGAAAUUAUUUCUGCUCGUGAUCGCCUUCAAAGCACGGGAAUGCCCCAGCGACAGUGGAAGAUCCAAGUGUUUGAAGAGAUGAUUAACGACGUUUUCGGAGACCGCAUGAGAGAUGGCACCGAGUGUACGAUCAUUUCGAUCGGCGACGGGGAAGGAGAACGUGAAGCUUGUCUGGAGAUGUGCCGAAACCUGGGCGUCAACGAGUGGCUCUUCAAGUCUUUGAAGCUUCUCGCCCAGCCAACGUGCAACCAGCUGAUUUCGGAGCAUAUUCUCAUCCAGCAAGCCUUCCCGGAGAUCCUCAAGGUCCCCCAGUCACUUGACAUGGCCAUUUUGGAUUACAAAAACUGCGGCAGCGAACCCGCGCCCCAACCCACGGUCGCACAGCCGGUGGCGAACGGCUCCAUGCAGCCAGCGGCGCCUCCUUCCAAUCCGAAUGCGUCCCCCCCCACUUUUCCCAGCUUCUCUCGUAGUGCAACAACGCUAGGCAAUCUACAGAGGAAGCCCUCAAUGUACACCGGCGCCGGAGCGGGACCCACGGACAGAGGGGCGGUCGCCAGUUUGAACGCAGGACACGCAGGAGCGGAGAAGGCAAGAAGUGGGGCAUGGAACGGUUCAUCCGCGACGUCCCUGUUCCCGAAGACCGCCGUCUCCGGAGGCAAGGCUGAAUCGUCCGCGAACACCGAUGCGUUUGUUGAUCUCAUCAGCGAUCAACUCAAGUCACAGCACGAGCCAGCAGCCGCGGGCAUACCGGGGGCUGUUUUGCCCCGACGGAAAUCGUCGUUUGCAACCGCCGGAGGGUACACAGAAAAAACCAACAUUCUUCGCCGGUAA
Messenger RNA from Neospora caninum, 1866 nucleotides. RefSeq lists its product as hypothetical. The record is from RefSeq and is a predicted model, not a curated record. The coding region runs from base 1 to 1866 and encodes 621 amino acids. NCBI's taxonomy places the organism in Eukaryota, Apicomplexa, Conoidasida, Eucoccidiorida, Sarcocystidae. The transcript has a single exon.